This is a messenger RNA of Heterocephalus glaber (naked mole-rat), 3401 nucleotides long. RefSeq names its product pantothenate kinase 1 (gene Pank1). The record is from RefSeq and is a predicted model, not a curated record. Gene Ontology annotation, cellular component: cytosol; nucleus. Gene Ontology annotation, molecular function: pantothenate kinase activity; ATP binding. Gene Ontology annotation, biological process: coenzyme A biosynthetic process. NCBI's taxonomy places the organism in Eukaryota, Metazoa, Chordata, Mammalia, Rodentia, Bathyergidae.
UAGACCGAAGGGCAGGUGGGGGGAGGACCGGACUUGAGUGACCUUGCAAAGGUAUCUAGCCCAUUAGGGACAGGAUUAGCAAGCUUGAAAUUACAGAUAUUUGGCUUCCUCCCCCAUUCCUCCCGAAGCUGCUGGCUCUCUCGCGCCCACCUCACCCAGUACUCUUUCAGCUCGAUGGUAAUACAAAGCUCAACCCGCCUGUCUCCUUUUUGCAAACCCAGAGAACUUCAUUCCCCAUGUUGAAACUCAUUCGUGGCGGUGGCGGGCAGGACUGGGCAUGCUCAGUCGCGGGGACAGAUCUGGAAAGCGAGGAAGCUGUUGAAGACGCACGGCCUAGGGAUCAGGUGGAGGCGAUUGGCGGGGUCCCUGGCUGGGGGUGGGUGGAGGUCCCGAAUUCCCUGCCCUGGGCCGGCAUGCUCCAGACCCGCGCCGCCGGCCCUGCGCGCGGGGAGCGGGACGCGGAGGAAGUAGGGGAGUCGGCGGGAGGAGGGGAGGAGCGCCUGGCUCACCAUCCCCCGGUGCCAGCUCUGCGGCUGCGGAAUCGGAAGGCGCAGGGAGGAUCUAAGGAAAUAAAGACGCCCGAGAAUGACCUCCAGGGAGGCCUCCUGAGCCAGAGGCCGCUCGCUGCCCCGUCAGCCCGGGGCAUGGGUGACCGCGGAGGGCAGCCGGAACGCUCGGCCCCAGGGGUUUCCGUGAACACAGGCGCCGCCGCCUUGAACGGGCUGCUGCACAACGGCUUCCAUCCGCCGCAAGCCUGCAACCGAGCUCCUGCGGGCUGCGGCGACGCGGCGCCCCCACGACCCCCGCUCCUGGCCGAGCUCCAGCCGCAGCCUCUCCACCCUCAGCAUGACUCUCCAGCCAAGAAAUGCCGGCUGCGGAGGAGGAUGGACUCGGGGAAGAAGAACAGGCCGCCAUUCCCAUGGUUCGGCAUGGAUAUCGGUGGAACUCUGGUUAAGUUGGUCUACUUUGAACCAAAGGAUAUUACAGCCGAAGAGGAACAAGAGGAGGUGGAGAACCUGAAGAGCAUCCGGAAAUAUUUGACUUCUAACACAGCUUAUGGGAAAUCUGGGAUCCGAGACGUCCACUUAGAACUUAAAAACCUGACCAUGUGUGGGCGCAAAGGGAACCUGCACUUCAUCCGCUUUCCAAGCUGUGCCAUGCACACAUUCAUUCAGAUGGGCAGUGAGAAGAACUUCUCCAGCCUCCACACCACCCUCUGUGCCACAGGAGGUGGGGCUUUCAAGUUUGAAGAGGACUUCAGAAUGAUUGCUGACCUGCAGCUCCAUAAACUGGAUGAACUGGACUGUCUGAUUCAGGGUCUCCUUUAUGUCGACUCCAUCGGCUUCAAUGGCAAACCGGAAUGUUACUAUUUUGAAAAUCCCACAAAUCCUGAAUUGUGUCAAAAAAAGCCAUACUGCCUUGAUAACCCAUACCCUAUGUUGCUGGUUAACAUGGGAUCAGGUGUCAGCAUUUUAGCAGUGUAUUCCAAGGACAACUAUAAAAGAGUUACAGGGACCAGUCUUGGAGGUGGAACAUUCCUAGGCCUAUGUUGCUUGCUGACUGGUUGUGAGACCUUUGAAGAAGCUCUGGAAAUGGCAGCUAAAGGCGACAGCACCAAUGUUGAUAAGCUGGUGAAGGACAUUUACGGAGGAGACUAUGAACGAUUUGGCCUUCAAGGAUCUGCUGUAGCAUCAAGCUUUGGCAACAUGAUGAGUAAAGAAAAACGAGAGUCCAUCAGCAAGGAAGACCUUGCCCGGGCCACACUGGUCACCAUCACCAACAACAUCGGCUCUAUUGCUCGGAUGUGUGCACUGAGUGAGAAUAUUGACAGAGUUGUGUUUGUUGGGAAUUUCCUCAGAAUUAAUAUGGUCUCUAUGAAGCUGCUAGCAUAUGCUAUGGAUUUUUGGUCCAAAGGACAGCUGAAAGCUCUGUUUUUAGAACAUGAGGGCUAUUUUGGAGCUGUUGGGGCACUGUUGGAACUGUUCAAAAUGACUGAUGACCGUAGAGAUGAACAGUAGUCGGAGUAGCCUCCAGCGAGGACAGAGAACUGACAGUUGAUGCUGGAGAAGGUGGAAAUUGCUAUGGAAUGGAAGCCAAGCCAUUAUGGCAGAUUGAACCUGCUGGAUUUGUAAAUAAUUUAAAAUCCUUCUAGCUGAUCUUUUAUUCUUAGGUUUUGAGCUUAUGAUUCAAAGUGGGGAAUACAAGAGGUUUUUUCUGUAUACUGUAUUUUUUUAAAAAAUUUUUGUGCAGUGUGGCCAAACCUACCAAUUUUAUGCAUUAACUUUGAAAAAUUGUAUGAUAUCUAAGAAGGACCUGAUAUGUAAGUGCUAUUCAUUUUUCUUCUGGGGUUUACUGAUCCGUGUGAUAAUUUUAACUUCAUUUAGUAAUUACUCUAGGAGAUUUUACCUUUACUUAUAUUUUUCAUGACGUUUCAUGAUUCACUGUUGGUUUCAAAUGAAACUACAAAUCUGGCAUGUUUUACUGUGAACACUAUUUUUGUUUGUUUGUGUAUCCUUUUUUGUCUUCUGGGAGGAAAGGGAAACUUUACCCCUGUUUGUAUCCUCUAAUGCUUUCCCUCUCCCUUUCCCAUAGCUUUUCUUUAUUGUAAUUUUUCUUAUCAAUCAAGGUGCUGACCAACUCAUUAUAAAGUUAAACACCAAAUCUAAAGCUCUCAAGAAUGCCCAUGAAGAGAAGACUCAAAAAGUAUUAAUAAAUUUAAUGAGUUCGGCAAAAAAUAAAACUACAUGCAACUUUAUUUUAUCCCUUAUAAAUAUAGUGUUUCAUUGGAUUUAUUUUAUGCUACAUUAUGUUUAAUUGAAAUAUUCUAUGAUAAAAUGUCCUUACCCACAUAUACAUAUAAGUGACAGCAAAUCCUUGUGCAAGAAAUUUGGGAAUUACUGGGGGAGAUCUCCCAAUAGAUGAAUUGUUUCUAUCAGAUUUAGGGGAAAUCAUGAUUUGAUGUGUCAAGUAGUAAUAACUGUCUGUUUUGUACAUGUAUGUACCUAGGAGCUUUGUAACAAGGUAUCUUAAUAAUGUUAAAGUCCUCUACAUUCUUAAUAUUUUAAACUGAAAACUGGACUUUAAUACCAGUUUCUAAAAUUAAAAAUUAAUUUAUGAUAUGGAUCUCUCUAUAUAUAAUUUUUUUAAAGAUUCCACUAACUUUCAAAUAAGGGUCUUGUACACAGAUUGGAACACAUGAGAUCUAAUGGUCUUUUGAGUGAUCAUUGAAAGGGAGUUUUGAAGGGCAAUACAAUUGCUCCAUGAUGAACAUUCCUUUCUCUGUCUUCUGAUCACCAUCUUUAAUUUCUGUAUCUUUAAGUCUUGAAGAAGUUGAUGCUAAUCGAGGAAUUUACUUGUCUGGUUGAAAUAAAGCCUGUUUCUGUUGUGAUGUUUUUAACGUA